Messenger RNA from Solea solea (common sole), 1650 nucleotides. RefSeq names its product CD81 antigen-like. Lineage: Eukaryota; Metazoa; Chordata; Actinopteri; Pleuronectiformes; Soleidae. Gene Ontology annotation, cellular component: membrane. The transcript is spliced from 8 exons. The record is from RefSeq and is a predicted model, not a curated record. Bases 133 to 849 code for a protein of 238 amino acids.
UAUACCCCAACUGGCCUGAAUAUAGUCUUUUGGCAAAGACUGCGUGAUCCUGGACUGGCCUCACAGAGUGUGCGAUUUAGGAAAAGGGACGAGCUGGUAAAAAAAAAAAAUACCCCAGAAAACAUAGGCAACAUGGCUGUGGCUGGCUGCACGAAAUGCAUAAAAUAUAUGUUAUUCUUCUUUAAUUUCAUUUUCUGGCUGGCCGGAGGAGUGAUCCUGGGAGUGGCCCUGUGGCUCCGCCAUGACAGUCAAACUGCCAACCUCCUCAUACUGCAGUUUGAAGGCCAUCAAGCACCAGGCACUUUCUAUAUCAGUGUGUACAUACUGAUCGCUGUAGGAGCUGUGAUGAUGCUUGUUGGCUUCCUGGGAUGUUACGGUGCCAUUCAGGAAUCUCAGUGUCUGCUGGGGACAUUUUUCUUCUUUUUGGUGAUCCUCUUUGCCUGUGAAGUGGCUGCAGCAAUCUGGGGUUUCAUGAACAGGGACACAAUCUCCAAAGAACUGAUCAACUUCUAUGACUCUGCAUACAUCAAGGCUGUGGACGUCUCUGGGUCUCCCAGUAAAGACGCUGCUGUCAAGGUCCUGGAUGUUUUCCACAGUACGCUCGACUGCUGUGGUAAAGGAGAUGACACAGCACUCUUCAAACAAGUUGCCACGGCGUUGUGUCCAAGAAAGUCUGCAGAAGAUUUUCUGAAAUCUCAGAGCUGUCACGAUAAACUGAUCGAGCUGUUUUCAGAGAAGCUUCACCUGAUUGGUCUGGCUGCCUUGGUGGUUGCUGUCAUCAUGAUCUUUGAGAUGAUCUUCACCAUGGUGCUCUGCUGUGGGAUCCGUAACAGCCCUGGAGUGUACUAGGAGUCCAGCCAACAAGCAGCAACAGUACACAUCCAAAAUCUAAUGGAAUUAGUUUACCAUGUGCCAGCUCUUUUUUCCUUUUGAUUAUAACACAUGUCUUGAUAGAUAUCUCUCCUUUUUGUUUUAGAUUAGAAAUAAUAAAUUGUUGUGUUUUUUUUUUGUUAUCACUUAAUCUAUCAUCGCUCUGUUUUCUUACACAGAAAUGUCGCGUCUGUUUGUCAGAGUCUUUAUUUAUCAUACAAACCUUCAGGAAUCUUCGAUAUUUACAGUAUGUGCGUGUGAAAUGUUUUCUCUCAUUGAACUUAAAGCUGUUGGAUGUAUAAAUUGUAUAAAUAUAUAAAUAUGUACUACAUUUGUACUGUUCAAUAUCUCCCGAUUGUGUGUGUGUGUGUGUAUCACAGUAUAAUUUAAGCAGCAGGGUUUUGUGAUCUAAGGUUCUGUCUUACUUUGUACUCAAACAUCGCGUAUUGUUUUGUGCUUCAUUAACAUGUGAAAUAGCCCUUUAAUUGUGACAGUGCUACAUUUAAUCACUUAUCCUGUUUUUAUAUAUAAAUAUAUAUAUAUAUAUAUAUAUAUACAUAUGUAUUAAUGCUAAGAAAUGAUCAUGAUGUCACUUUGCUUGUACUGCUACAACCUUCUCUUCAUUUGUGAUACUUUAAGAGGAAGAAAACGGUGUCGUGUCUUCACGUUUUCAAAACAAAAUUGUGACUUUAUAUAUUCAUUACUUUUAGAGGCUUCUUUAUUUUCCAAAGUAAGAAGUAAAUAAAAAGAUACAGAAAAUAAACAUUUUGUGUAUCAGAA